Messenger RNA from Pseudozyma flocculosa PF-1, 1461 nucleotides. RefSeq lists its product as uncharacterized. The coding region runs from base 1 to 1461 and encodes 486 amino acids. The record is from RefSeq and is a predicted model, not a curated record. NCBI's taxonomy places the organism in Eukaryota, Fungi, Basidiomycota, Ustilaginomycetes, Ustilaginales, Ustilaginaceae. The transcript is spliced from 2 exons.
AUGGCCAAACAACUGGCUCUUCAGCUGUCGCUCCUGCUGUGGCUCCUCUUCGGCUUCUCCGAAGGCAGCAGCAAGGUUGCCGGUCGGCCACCUUCCUUCAUUUCUCGCCGCGGCUGGUCAGCGCGGCGGAGCGUGCCGCGAUUCCUCCUCCUCCUCCUCCUCCUCUACCACGUCCUACGCCUUGGCUGCCUCCCCGCCUGGCCCUCAACGAGCAUCUCUCUGCCCCGCUGGAUCCGAGUCGAGGUCGGAUCACUCGCGAGCAACCGCAGCAUCAGGGUCGGCGGCAGCACGACGGGCACGACGGCCAGCUCCAUCCCGCCCACGCCACCUCCAGGACCCGCGCUCCCAGGCACCGCCCCCCUCACGGCGUCGAUGCCACCGCCGCUUUUGGUCCUGCGGCCCGUGAACCACUACGAGACGCGCAGCGACGCGCCGACGAUGGCCAGCCAGUCCAACAGCUCGCGCGACAGGCCGACGAUGCCCCCGAUGCCCUUUGGAUCCGUCAACGGUGCCUUUGGGUCGGUGCCCGGCAUCGUCGGUGGCCCCCCCUCUGCGCAUCGCAAGUCGGCGCUCAGCUCUCCCGCCGCCAUCGGCACGCUAUCGGCGUGCGCCUUUAUCGUCGUGGCCGUGAUCACGGUGCUCAUCUUUGGCCUUCGACGCGCUCGGCGCGAUCCCGUUCGGUACGGACCGCGGGCGGCCGACCCGGAGCAUCCCGACGGACCGAUCCCGCCGAGGAGCCGUGCGGCCGGCCUGACCAGAGCGGUGCUCGACACGUUCCCCGUCACCACCUGGGGUGCGCUGCGGGCAUCCCCUCGAAAGUUGCCAGAGGGCAGCGUGGUGCGCCGCCCGCCGUCCGCAGACCAGCGGGCCGAAGUAGCAGCAGGCCACGCCGUGGCUGCCGUUGAGUGCGCGGAGCUGCCGCCAAACACACCCGCUGCGUUCGGGUUGGCCCACGGUCGGACAGAGGCAGCAGCGGGGAGCACAGAACAUGAGGGACAAGCCGCCACAGGGAGCCUUUGCCGCCCGCCCGUUACGCUAUCACCCGACGACGACCGCAUGACGACGCAUGCGACGACCGACGCACUGGCUGGCGAGCAGAACAGCUCUGGCCGCAGCAAGGCUUGGACGGGCAACGGGGCUCACGACAAUGACGAUCAAAACGAUGACCAGGCUUGCACCGCGGCCAUGGUAGCAGACGAGAGGACGGAAUGGUGCGCCAUCUGCACCGAGACGUUUUCGCACGGCGACGAGGUGAGGGUGCUCCCCUGCCUCGGUCGGCACCACUACCACGUUCAAUGCAUCGACUCGUGGCUCACCAUCAGCCCAAUGUGCCCACUGUGUCGCGAGGAUCUCCAACCCCAUCCUCCGCCUCAAGACGCGGCCGGCACCAACGGCACCCAGUCCAUCCGAGCCUCUGUGGACCGCACCGCCGAAAGGACCCUGGUCGAAGGACUGAGGUGA